This is a messenger RNA of Adineta steineri, 2346 nucleotides long. The record is from the annotation of a GenBank genome assembly. NCBI's taxonomy places the organism in Eukaryota, Metazoa, Rotifera, Eurotatoria, Adinetida, Adinetidae.
AUGGACAAAAAGAACAAUUUAAUAAAAUCUCAAUAUAUCAAUAAUAAUAUUUCAUAUUUUCAUCUUGUAUGGUUAGAUGAUGAUAAUAGUAAUAAUGAUCAAUUUAAUAUUAUUAUCCAAGAUUUAAAGGAAGUAAUUUAUAAUUUUCAAAAAUUCUCGACUAUACAAGAAUGCUUUGAUUAUAUCAGUGAAAUCCAAGUUGAUGAAGAAAAUGUGAUUCUAAUUUAUUCCGGUGAACAUGUCGAAAAUAUAAUUUCUGUCGUUAACGAUUUUCCACAAAUCGAUUCAACUUAUAUUCUUCAACAAAAUAAAUCUGAUUAUAAACAAAACAGAUAUCUAUCACCAAAAGUGAAUUAUGAUUAUGUUGAUCUAAUAUCGAUAUGUAAAUUAAUUAAACAAACUAUUAGAAUAUAUUAUCAAGGUCAUACUAUUCUUUCUUAUCUACAAUCAGAUACUAAAACACUUCAAAGCAAUGACAAAGGAUUGGAAUCAUCGUUUAUUUAUACAAGUAUUUUAAAAGAGAUAUUUUUAGAUCCCAAUUUCAAACCGAAACAUUUUGAUGAAUUUAUCACUUAUUGGGGUAAAAAGUACGAUAAUAAUACUGUCAUGCUUAAAAAAAUUGAAGAUUUUAAACAAAAAUAUCAUAUACAUGAUGUUAUCCGCUGGUAUACAAAACCAGGUUUCAUUUCCUCACAUCUUAAUGAAGCAUUACGUACGAUGAAUAUGAAUUUAAUUAUUAAAUUUGAUUUUUUCAUUCGCGACCUUCAUCAACAAAUCGCUUCUCUUCAUUUUCAACAGUAUGGAAAUGGGAAAUGGGAAUCAUUUUAUGUAUAUCGCGGACUAGUAGCGCCGCUACAAUACUUUGAUAAACUGCGAAAGACAGAAGGUAAAUUAUUGUCAUUCAAUAAUUUCUUGUCAACUAGUCUCGAUCAAAAAGCAGCUUUGAUGUUUGCUACGCCUGGACAUAAAGACUCUAACGAAGUUGGAGUGCUUUUUCGAAUAAAACUCGACUGUACUAUAGAAACCAACGCUUUUGCAAAAAUACAAGAAACUAGUGAUAUACUCGACGAAGAAGAAAUUUUAUUCUCUAUGCACUCUGUCUUUCGCCUCAUGAAAAUGCAAAAACGUGAUGACAUUGAUGAUGAUAUUUGGGACGUAGAUCUGAUAUUAACAACUGAUACGGACGAAGAAUUGAAUGAAAUGACUGAAAAUAUUCGACAAAAUGCGAAAGGAGAUACCCCGUGGGAACGAGCAGGACAUUUAAUGAUCAAAAUGAAUCUUCCACAACAAGCUGAAGUGAUCUAUAAGAAUUUAUUAGACAACACCAAGGAAGUCGGUUUACAAACACGGUAUCUUCAUCAACUUGGAGUAAUAGAAACACAAAAAGGUGAUUUGGAUCAUGCAAUGCAAUACUAUCUAACGUGUUUGACCAUCUAUAAUGACAUUGAUAAUUCAGCAAUAGUUAUGUCAGCUGUCUUUGAAAGUAAACUAAAAGAUAAGAAUUCUGAGUUGUACAAGGAACAUGCAGAGUAUAUUCCGCUUGUUAAAGAGUUACUUGAAAAAAAUAGAUAUCAUCUUUCUAUGGGUCCUUAUUCAAAAGCUACUACUAUCAAUAAUAUUGGCGAACUGUAUAAACAAAUGGGCAAAUUUCAUUUAGCUAUUGAGUAUUUCGAAAAGGCACUUGAAAUGAGAAAAGGCUUUCUUUCCCCACAUGAUCCUGUGCUAGCCGCUUCUUAUUGCAGCACCGGUAUUGCAUAUUCAGCUAUAGGAAAGUACGACAUGGGUAUUUCGUACAUAGAGAAAGCGCUAGACAUUCAAAAGCAAUGCCAUCCUAUUAAUUAUUGUGAAAUGGCUAUUUCUUGUCACAACUUGGGUUUGACGUAUUUUAAAAUAGGUGAACACUCAAAAGCAUUUCAGUCUUUUGAAGAAGCUCUUAAAAUUUUUGAAAAAUUUCGUCCUGAAAACCAUCCUGAUAUAGCCAAUUCCUAUGACACUAUUGCUGUAUGCUCUUCGAAAAUGGGCAGAGACCAAGACGCAAUGUUAAAUCAUCAACGGGCACUCAAAAUGAGACAAGCUUAUCUUCCUGAAAAUCAAUCUGAAACGGCUAUUUCUUAUAAUAACAUUGGUAUUAUACAUUUUAAAAGUGAGAAUUACUCAGAAGCUAUUUCAAAUUAUGAAAAAGCAAUUAAAAUCCAAGAACAGCUUUCUGGAAACCAUCAUAAAUUGGCUAUUUUAUAUUGGAUGAUAAGUGAAGCGUAUGAUAAAGUAGGUGAAUAUUCAAUGGCAAAGUUUUAUUGUGAAAAAGCCACUAAAAUGGAACAACAAUGUCUUUCUGAUAUGAUCUGA